Molecule: messenger RNA, 432 nt
Organism: Adelges cooleyi (spruce gall adelgid)
Lineage: Eukaryota; Metazoa; Arthropoda; Insecta; Hemiptera; Adelgidae
Gene: RpS21
Product: 40S ribosomal protein S21
Exons: 4
Coding region: 119-370 (83 amino acids)
Biological process (GO): endonucleolytic cleavage in ITS1 to separate SSU-rRNA from 5.8S rRNA and LSU-rRNA from tricistronic rRNA transcript (SSU-rRNA, 5.8S rRNA, LSU-rRNA); translation; endonucleolytic cleavage to generate mature 3'-end of SSU-rRNA from (SSU-rRNA, 5.8S rRNA, LSU-rRNA)
Cellular component (GO): ribosome; cytosolic small ribosomal subunit
Molecular function (GO): structural constituent of ribosome
Source: RefSeq, a predicted model, not a curated record
UGUACGAUAUCACGGUUCUCAUAAACCUGAUCCGAAUUCUUUUUCUCUGGUCGCCUUGGGUUCUUUUUUUGAAAUUACUAUUCUAUUUUGAUUUGUCAAAUCCAAAAAAACUUUCAAAAUGCAAAACGACGCUGGAGAAUUCGUAGAUUUGUACUGCCCCCGAAAAUGCUCUGCCAGCAACCGCAUCAUUCCGGCUAAGGACCACGCUUCUAUUCAGAUCAACUUGGCCGAAAUCGACUCGGCCACUGGUCGCAUUACUGGAAAUCACAAAAUUUUCACCAUCAGUGGAGCUAUCCGUCGUAUGGGAGAAUCUGAUGAUUGUAUAACGAGGUUAGCUAAGGAUAAUGGGAUUGUUGCUAAGAAUUUCUAGGGUACCUAAUAUUAUGUCAUAUUCAUUUCGACGAUGUGAAUAAAAAAAAUGUUGUAUACAUA